CUCUCAUGCUCUCUUAACUACUGCAAUGAGUAGGUCAUAGUUCCGUCCUUUCAACAUUCUAUAAUUAUGAUGGCUUUCUUGCAGUCAUAUUUGUUGUUUGUGGUUAUGUUUUCAUUCUUCACUCCAACUGAUGGACACUUUAUCACCAUCCUCGACCUUUGUUAUUACAGAGGGGAAGAUCCACACGAUGUGGAGUACGUCUGGAGAGCUAUUUCAGACAUGGUGAAGGUCAUGGAAUACAACAGCACUCUCAAUAGAUUUACUGGUUACACACCCUUUGGGAUACAUAACGCUGAGCAAUUAAACGCAGAUCCCGUGGUCCUGGCAUCGUUUCAAACUCCACUUCAUUUCUUCUGCAAACAUUAUGGUGCCCUCGCCUACGAAGCUGGAAUAAACAACAAUGUUGAGCCCUCCGUCCAUCUGAGGUCCAUGACGCCCCACAGUGACAGACACCCCUCCAUGUUGACGUGCAGCGCCUACAAGUUCUACCCCAAACAGAUCAGGGUGACCUGGUUGAGGAAUGGACAGGAAGUGACCUCAAACAUGACUUCCUCUGAGGAGCUAGCCAAUGGCGACUGGCACUAUCAGAUCCACUCCUACCUGGAGUACACUCCCACACCUGGAGAGAAGAUCUCCUGCAUGGUGGAGCAUGCCAGCUUCACUGAACCAAAGAUCCUCCACUGGGACAUGUCUCUGCCAGGGUCUGAGAGGACUAAGAUAGCCAUCGGGGCGUCUGGGCUGGUGCUGGGGCUGGUCUUCGCUGCAGCUGGUCUCCUCUACUACAACAGGAGGAAGACCACUGGUGGUGAUGGGAGGGAAUUGGUGCCAACAAGUCACCCAUCCCAGUGAUCUCUCAGUGACUACAUUACAGUUCUGCAUAGUGUAAAUAUGAGUCCCAAAUGGCACCCUAUUCCCUAUAUGGAUCCCCGGUCCUGGUCAAAAUGAGUGUACCAUAUAGGGUUCCAUUUAGGAUGCUACCUAAUUCUUAUUAUGUCUCUGACUGCAGGGUGUCUAUAGACACUGCAUGGUGUCUAUCUCUUGAUGAUGUUGUCUAUAUCUUAUGUGUAAGGAGUGUCUGCUGCUUUUCUAAAGACUAUCAAGAGUUGAUAUUAUUGUUACAGUAACACCUUAAAACAAGUUCCUACAUAUAUGCUAUAGGAUACAAGAUAUAUUUUUAUGAAGUAGUUUGUUUCUCACAAAUUGUCUUGAAUUGUUUUGAACAAACCAAGUAGUUGGAACCACUUUUUAUGCUCUUGAACGACCUUAUUGUACAACUGUGUAAACUAGCCUGCAAUGCUACCGUACCUGUAGACUUCCUGUCAUUGUGCUAACGCUAGUUAGCAUUGGCUAAAAAACCCAAUAACAAUAACAUUAACAAACGUGCUGGGUUGAACAGUGGCGCUGUUUCCCCUGGUGCGGAUUUCAACUUUAAGAAUGUUGUGUUUGCUAUUACUGUAAACAUGCUUUACUUAUCAUUCUGAUAUAAUGCUAGCCUCCGCUGUAAUUUCAUAUUGGUAUGUGUGUGUGUAUAAUGUGUGUGUGUGUAGGCUACAGAUGUAGGAUUGUAAUUUGACCUAUAUUGUCACAGCAAAAUAAUCCUGUAGUAACAGGAUUGAAACGUUUUGUCCAUAAUAUUGCUGGAUCGGUGGUUAGGCUAUUAGCUGGACAAAAGUAGGCUACAUGAAAAGUACAAUACUGUUAAUAUAAUCUUGUGUUUUAGGGCGGGGCUUUCAGUGAAGUUAUGUACAUCACAAAGCUCAUCUGCAUUUCCUGUGGUGCAGGAAAAUUCUCAGCAACAAAAGAGUGAUCAAUUUAAGAUCCUACAUCUGUGUACGUGUGUUUCUGUGUAUCACUGAGGCUUUUUACAUUGUUGUUACAGUACCAACAAAAUCCUUUACUGCAGCAACACUCUGGGUGUGUCACAAAUGGCACCGUAUUCCCUAUGUAGUGCACUACUUUUGGCUGGGGCCAAUAUGGCACCCUAUCACCUAUAUAGUGCACUAGUUUUGAACAGAGCCAUAUGUGCCCUGGUCUAAAGUAGUGCACUACAUAGGGAAUAGGGUGCCAUUUGUAACCAUUUGGAGAGCAGCCUCUGUAUAGGAUGGAUGCCUUUUGGUCAAAAUGACACAAUUCCGUUUCACUUGUUUUUUCCUUUAAACUUGAGCUAUCUGACUUUACACCCAGUGGUGUAAAGUACUUAAGUAAAAAUACUUUAAAGUACUACUUAAGUAGG
Messenger RNA from Salvelinus fontinalis (brook trout), 2233 nucleotides. Its product is annotated as rano class II histocompatibility antigen, A beta chain-like. Lineage: Eukaryota; Metazoa; Chordata; Actinopteri; Salmoniformes; Salmonidae. Gene Ontology annotation, biological process: positive regulation of T cell activation; antigen processing and presentation of exogenous peptide antigen via MHC class II; peptide antigen assembly with MHC class II protein complex. Gene Ontology annotation, cellular component: MHC class II protein complex; membrane. The transcript is spliced from 5 exons. The record is from RefSeq and is a predicted model, not a curated record. Bases 67 to 849 code for a protein of 260 amino acids. Gene Ontology annotation, molecular function: MHC class II protein complex binding.